GGCCGUGAACGGGCGGGAACACGCCUGGACAUACAAUUUGCUGAAACCAUAGAACAGUAUAUGUAUGCGCAGUUUCGUGUACAUAGUAGCACAUUGAAUAUCAAACUCCUUCCAGGAAACACUGCAUUCUUAAUUUCGAUUUGAGAUCAUGGCUCCAUACCUGAAUGACGAAGAAACCGUCCAGCAGCCAUAUGGCGACUGGAGAGAUGAGUUCUACGAGAAGGGCUACGUAGUGCUCAAGGGUGUAGUUCCUAAGGAGCGAGCGUUGAAGUACCGCAACAAAAUGAUCGACUGGCUCGGCACAUUCCCCAACGACUUCGACAUCAACAAGCCAGAGACAUGGACCAAGGAGAACUUGCCCCAAAGUUUCAAGAACGGCAUGUACCUCAACUACUGUGCUGCACAUGAGAAAUAUGUCUGGGAGGCUAGGCAGGAACCUGGCGUUCUGGAUGCUUUCGAGAAACUCUGGAACACAAACGAGCUCAUUGUAUCUUAUGACACCAUCAACCUUACACUGCCAAACGCCUCGAAGAUGGGGGGCUCCAAGCCAUGGCCUCACGUCGAUCAGGCGCCUGAGCGACAGGGCUUGUCCUGUGUGCAAGGCAUCAUCAAUCUGUCUGAGGCUGGACCUAAAGAUGGAGGCCUGGUAGUCAUGGAAGGCAGUGCUAGGCUCUUCGACAAGUUCUUCAAGCAGCACCCACCGGACCGAACCAAGGGCCCAUUGGCAGCCCUUCAUUACGAUUUCUACCCCUUCCAAGACUCUGAUGUGAAGUGGUAUGAGGACCACGGCUGCAAAUUGGUCAAGGUCUGCGCUGAACCUGGUGACUUGAUCCUUUGGGAUUCGCGGCAGAUGCAUUACGCUGUGUACCCCGAAACGGACAACAUCCGCACAAUCAUAUACGCCUGUUAUACACCAGCGGCCAUGGCAUCCAAAGAGGAUUUGGAGAAGAAGAAAGAGAUAUUCGAGAAAUGGGAAGCAACAACACAUUGGCCGCACAUCAACAUCCAUUCGCAAGGGAAAGCCAAAGUGGAUGGUGAGGUUGAUCCUUGGGAGAGAACUGAGCCGCUUGAGAAGCCCGAGUUGACAGACAAACUACUGAAAUUGGCGGGAGUCAAGCCGUACUGAGAGCGUAAUAGCGGUGGUGUUUUGGUUUCUGUA
Molecule: messenger RNA, 1159 nt
Organism: Bipolaris sorokiniana ND90Pr
Lineage: Eukaryota; Fungi; Ascomycota; Dothideomycetes; Pleosporales; Pleosporaceae
Exons: 3
Coding region: 149-1126 (325 amino acids)
Source: RefSeq, a predicted model, not a curated record